Molecule: messenger RNA, 801 nt
Organism: Anisakis simplex (herring worm)
Lineage: Eukaryota; Metazoa; Nematoda; Chromadorea; Rhabditida; Anisakidae
Source: the annotation of a GenBank genome assembly
AUGACCGCAAUUCUCCUAGCGAAACAAGGUGCAAAAGUAACUAUCACAGGAUUACCGCACGAGACUGCUAAUGCAGCUAACGCAAUGUUUUUCUUUUCCAAAUUCAAGGAAAUAAAAAAGGAAUGUGUGAAAAGUGGAGUUAAAGCAAAUGAUAUCAUCGAUGUUUUGGGUGAUAUUACGGAUAGUGCCGUACAAGAGAAAGUUAUUGAUAGUACAAUUGCAGCGUUCGGCAAACUCGACAUUUUGGUCAACAAUCACGGAGGUGGAGGUCGUCAAAAGAACGACGAUGGUACUUGGAUGAUGCAAUGCUUCGAUAGCAUUAUGAAUCUUAACUGCAAAAGCAUAUUGCAUCUCUGUAUGAAGGCGAUUCCGCAUCUGAAGAAAACGCAAGGUGUCAUCGUGAACGUCAGCAGUGUAUCGGCUGUCACUGCAUCGAAGAACGUACCGUUCUAUUCCAUUUCGAAAGGCGCUCUUGACCACGUCACAAGACUACUCGCAUUCGAGCUCGCACCGCACGGAGUUCGUGUCAACAGCGUGAAUCCAGGAGCUGUCGACACUCACGUCCUUCAGAAAGUCGGACUCAGCCGUGAACAAGAAACGAAGGUACUAGAAUAUACGGCGAAGACAGCCAUCCCGAUGGGACGUGCAGCGCAGCCUGAAGAAAUAGCCGAGCCGAUCUUAUUUUUGGCAGAUAAGAAGAUGUCUAGUUAUAUCACUGGACAGAAUCUGAUCGUUGACGGUGGUGCCACUUUACAAGUGGCGAUGGCAUCGUUCGAUGUAACUGAUAUGAUGAAAAAAUAA